AUGGAGGGCAUCCAGUUUCAAGAUUCUCUCGCAGUAAAUGCCAUUACUCUUGAAUGGGCUGACAGCAUCGACAAAAAGGUAUGUCAAGACUUUGUUGUCGGUGAAAGAACUCAGAUUGGCUCGGUACAGGAUUGGGCCAGAUUUCGAAGCAUCCUAGCACCAACCCUCUUGGUAUCGUCAAUUGAAUUCCGACCACAUGAUAUUUACAGCGUCAUGGGUCAACCGUGCUUCCCAGACAUGAAAGCUGAAGAAUUCACGGCCAUGCUGAGCGCUCCUACACAUGCAGGUCAUCCUCUGGUGCACGCUCAGCACUUACUGGGUGGUGCCAAGUAUGAGAAGGUUUCCGACUCGGAGAUUGUGGCUGUUCAUCAGAUUCUUGCUGCCCAUCAACACUACGUGGACAUUGAUCAGUCUAUAGUAGCUUACCAUGGCCAUAAUCAUGGCACCGUGAAGCAUCGGUAUAAGAAGAAUAACGGUGUCUGGAAGCUUGCGGGAGUGCAACCAGAAUCCUAUUGGCUUGAGCAUGACUUUGAUAAGAUCUUUGCCCCAUAG
Molecule: messenger RNA, 552 nt
Organism: Penicillium daleae
Lineage: Eukaryota; Fungi; Ascomycota; Eurotiomycetes; Eurotiales; Aspergillaceae
Product: Scytalone dehydratase
Exons: 3
Coding region: 1-552 (183 amino acids)
Biological process (GO): melanin metabolic process
Molecular function (GO): scytalone dehydratase activity
Source: RefSeq, a predicted model, not a curated record